Molecule: messenger RNA, 6339 nt
Organism: [Torrubiella] hemipterigena
Lineage: Eukaryota; Fungi; Ascomycota; Sordariomycetes; Hypocreales; Clavicipitaceae
Source: the annotation of a GenBank genome assembly
GCAAUCGUCACUGACCUGCUUCACUUUGCUCCAACCCGUCAAGCACAAAAGACUCUCCAAUGUGCUGCACCGGCGCACCGGCUCUUUGAACAGUAACGACCAGCAAGGUGCAAAAUGUUUUGCCAGAAGUGCCGCCAGCCGCUCAAGCUGGAUGGCUCGCUCCAAGAUCUAAAUCCAGCCGCCUACGAUCUCCUAGUUUCUACAUCCUCUCCUCUACUCACCCAAGGGCCCUCGGCAUCGCGGCAGCACCUUGCACGACCCAAAGAACAAGCCAAGCAGGCACUCUAUGAUGCCGUGUCGAGGUCCAAGCCCACGCCAACCUUCAAACGACACCAUGGAGGUAACCCGAAAGACGCAGCAAUGUCAUUUAUAUAUUUGACCGAGUCGCAAGUCGGUCAACCGGGUGGCCGCCCAACCUCACCUCCACAGUCACCACAAAAACCUAUUCGACCGUUGCAAGCCGGCGCUAAGGAUGUGCCAACGUCACCACGACCCGAUGGUUCCCGUACAGAUGGCAUAGACCGAGCGAAUCGUCUCUUUGAGAUUUUAUCAUCAAGAUCCGAUAUAGACCACCCUAUAUGCAUAGAGUGUACCGAUAUGCUAGUCGACGGCCUACAGAAGAAGCUAGAUGCAGCGACCAAGGAGCGAGAUACGUAUGCACUUUACUUAAAAGAAGCUCGAGCCAAUCAGCCAACGGAGGGUGAGAAAAAGAGGUGGCGUGAAGCUCAAAAGCAAGCCGAACAAGCCAAGGCACAAGCUAUGGAACAGCUAAAGAAGCUUGAAACAGAAAAGGAUAAUCUAGAUUUGGAGAUACUGGCACUGGAGGACGAGGCCAGAGCGCUGGAUAAGGAAGAGGAGGAGUUUUGGGCACAACGCAACGACUUCACCGCCAAAAUGGCCGACUUCCAAUCCGAGCGAGACAGUAUCAACACAAAGUAUAAUAAUGAUUCGCAGCUACUGCAGAAGUUGCAACGGUCCAAUGUCUAUAACGACACAUUCUGCAUUAGCCAUGACGGUAGCUUUGCAACAAUCAACGGUCUCCGAUUAGGGCGUCUGUCAAACAAACCUGUUGACUGGCCAGAAAUCAACGCCGCUUGGGGCCACGCUCUUCUGCUACUCGUCACUGUUGCUGAAAAGUUGGACUUUAAAUUCCAAGGAUAUGACCCUCAGCCCAUGGGUAGUACUUCAAAGAUUCUCAGGUUUGAAAAUACAAGCCCAUCAUCAAGCCGCCUAGGCUCUCGUACAACGGCACAAGGUCCACCCAAGAAGCAGGUACUAGAGCUGUAUAGCUCUGGAGACAUGCCUCUUGGCCUCACAUUUAUGCACCGCAAGUUCGACAACGCCAUGGUCGCAUUUCUCGAGCUGGUACGGCAGUUAGGUGUUCACGUCUAUCGACAGACUGAACGCGGAGACCGGCCGCUCAGCCUUCCAUACAAGAUUGAAGGCGACAGAAUAGGAGACACCAGCAUCAAACUCGGUAUUGCGCAAGACGAUGGCUGGACUAAGGCUUGCAAGCUUACAUUAACAUGCUGCAAGUUUUUGUUAGCCCAUGCCAGUAAUAUUAGUAGCCCUGCUCAGGAUCAGGAUUAACCUGUCCAUGAGUGAACGUACAUACAUACAUAUUCGUCACCGUCUCAUGCACAUAUCAGCUACAUUCUUCACUAUUUGUCCUCAGAAUUCACGAAACACUCAGUCACCAUGUAUAAACAGUUUGUAAGGUCGAUUUGUAUAAGUUAUAGAUAAAACAACAGUGAUAAUUUAGUCUGGCGUCUAAAAUCCAAACAAUCUCUCUGCAUAUACGGUCUGUGCAAUGCAGGAAAACAAACACCUAGCGAAUUUUUGAAAAAGAACAAGCAAUAAAACAUCAAAUAGAUACAAGAUGAAGCAAAAUGCAAAAAGAAAAAAACAGACUAUUUACCGGACAGAACAGUCUUCUCCAACUCUUUCCUCUCACCACUGCUCUCACACAUAUCGCGGAAGAUACUGCCUUCGGUAUUCCAAAGUUCUUUGGGUGUACCAAACUCCGCCACCUGGCCCUCGCUGAGAACCAAGAUGCGGUCGAAAUCAGCAAUGGUGCUAAGACGAUGAGCAAUGACAAUCAUGGUUGUGUCAGUGAACUCUUCACGGAUACUGCGCUGAAUCAGCGUAUCGGUAGACAUGUCCACAGCGGACGUGGCCUCAUCCAGAACCAUAAUCUUGGGUCGCGCGACAAUGGCGCGGGCAAUGCAAAGAAGCUGGCGUUGGCCCUGCGAGAGGUUACCACCGCCCUCUGAGAUGCCGCUCAUAAGGUCAUGGAAAAUGUUGGCGUUCUUGGGCGUAGCGGACGAGUUGCCAGCGGCUGAUUCAUUUGCUGGUGUUCCGGGAACAGAGUCAAGCAAGUGGACACGGUUCAGACAGUCACGAAGCUGAUCAUCCGUGUGCUCAUCAAAUGGAUCGAGGUUGGUGCGAAUCGAGCCAGAGAAGAGCACCGGAUCUUGAGGAAUAAUGGCGAGUCUGGAUCUCAAGCUAUGCAGAUCCAUCUCAGAGAUGUCAAGGCCAUCAAUGAAGAUUUUACCGGAUCUCGCUUCGAGGAAACGGAAGAUAGCAAGAGUCAAGGAUGACUUGCCCGCACCGGUGCGUCCAAUAACACCGAUUCUUUCGUUGUCCUUAACGUUGAAGGACACACCCUUGAGCACGGCAGGAAGGCCGUCGGCAUAUCCAACAACAAGAUCUUUCACUUCCAUGGCUCCAGAGGUAGGCCAAGCAGCAGGAGGCUGCUUGCCACCUUGGUUUUCCGUCUUCAAGUCGCAGUACUCGAUCACACGCUCCGUAGCAUUCAUGUCAAGCUCAAGCUGAGCAUAGGCACGAAUACCAAAGAGAAGACUAGUAGAGAAAUCGACAACAAAGGCAAGUGCGAAACCAGCAGCACCAGCGCUGACAGAAGGACUAGUGACCAAAAGGAAACCGGCAAUGAUAGUGAAAGUUGAGCCAACAAGGGACAUUCGGAAACCCAUCCAACGGUUAAGGAUCCAGUAAUGGACCUUGUUCGUGCUCCAGGUAUCAAUGCUGUAAUGCAUGCGGCCCUUGUAAGUAUCAGACUUCUGGUAGGCACGAAGGGUUGUGAUGCCACCGAGCGUGGCGUUGAAAAGUUCGAAAAUGGGAGAUUUGCAGCUGCUUUCGAGACGCUUCAUGGGACGGGCAGCAUCCAUAUACUUCUUGGCAACGUAGGCACCAACAAAGACGAGAACAAUAGCAGGUGGGAGGAUAACUGGGGUGACGACAGUUGCAGCAAUGCAGAUACCGGUGAGGCCAAUGGCCUGGCCCAUGGUCCAGCUGAGAGUCCAAGCCAAACGGCUGUCGAUGGUAUCGAAAUCAGAGGUCAUUCUGUUCAAGAUGCGGCCAACUGGCACAGUGUCGAGCCAGCGCAGAGGAGUUCGCAGAACGACAUGCAAGAUUCUCUCAAAGAGCACCUUGGCCGCCCUAAGGCCAGUCAAGAACACAAACAGAAUUCGAAGACACUGAAGAAUGGCUGUACCGAACGAAAGAGCACCGUAGACCCAGAUGUAAUAGUAAAGAUCGCUGUCGUCCUUGGGCUUGCUUGUCGAUACAAAGGCAUUCUUAGGUGCAUAGCGCAUACCGUUGCUAAGUGAGAAAAUGUUCCAGCUGCUUUCAGUGUCGAUAGAGGCAACAGAGAGAUCGCUAGAGUGUUUCUGGGUUGCGUCAGACCAGACAUUCAACCACCAGGCCUUGGCCAAGUCACCACCCUCACAAAAGAUGAAGAAUGUGAAAAGGAUAAGCCAAAGCACAACACCACCGCUGGCGGCAAUGUAGGUUGAGUACACAUGUCCCUUCACUGAGCCCUUGGCGUGUGUCUCGGCUUCAAUGAACUUCUUUGCAUCCUUGGAUUUGACCUUUUGCAGAGGCACGGUCUCCUCUUCGUCGCCCUCGGAGGCAAUUUCGGAAUUAACGGCUGUUGACUCUUCGGUUGCAAGGGUAGGGUUCGCCUGCGCUUCGUGGCUCUUGAUCAAUUCCAGAGUACCGUCCUCAGCGAGAUCAGACGUCAAUCCAGCGUUGAGCACACCGCCUUCGCCAAGCUCUACUACAUACUUGGUGUGGGAUUGUACCAAGCCAACGUGGUGAGUUACCAAGAUUCGAGUUCGGCCCUCGCAAAUAGAACCAGCGAUACACUUAUCAAAGAUCUGGCGACCGACGUGGGCAUCUACAGCACUGAAAAUAUCGUCCAUGACAAGAAUUUCGGCACGGGAGUAGAUGGCACGCGCCAAGGUGACUCGCCAUUUCUGUCCACCGCUAAGGUUGAUGCCGUUAGCUCCAAGCUCAGUGCUGUCACCGUCCUCCAGAAUCUCCAAAUCCUUCUUUAGCGCACAGACAGUAAUGACCUCAUUGUAGCGAGUUUCGUCAUAGGGAAGACCGAAAAGAAUGUUUUCACGCAAAGUAGCACUCUCAAGCCAGGGUGUUUGACUGACAUAGGCGACAGAACCGGACAAAAUCCAGUUCCCGGCAUGCGCUUUAGCAUCAUGGCGAUCAAGGGGUGAGGCAGUGGUGGGCAUGUAGAUAGAGCCGCUAAGCAGAUCGGCUUCGCCGAGAAGGGCCGAGAGCAAGAGACUCUUUCCGGUUCCAGUUCGUCCAGAGAUAACAGAGAGCUCGCCUUGUGGGAAGGAAAGAUCAACAUUUCGCAAGACAAAGCGAUCCUCGUCCGACACUUCACCGUCGACUGGCCAAGCGAUUGCAGCAUUUUCGAUAGCCACAUCCGGUCCUACGGAGACAACCUGUUCCAUUUCGGACAUUCCAAGGUAGGCACCGAUUCUUCUGACCGAAACAAGUGUGUCCAAUCCGAAUGUAAGAAGCUCAGGGAUGACGGACAGCGCAACCUCCAAGCUCUUGAAGAUACCGAUGGCAGUGAAAGCGAUGGAGGGGGUUAGGUCAUUGGUGAGGGCGAAAACGGUGAGAGCAACGACGGAGAGGAGAACAGGGCUGAAAAUCCAGCAAGCGAUGACAAUGGAGUCAUACGCAAAGGCAAUUUUGAUAGUGGAAAGUUCCUUUUGUCGGCGUGCAAGAAUGCGGUCCUGCCACUGUCGUUCGAGUGCAGCAAACUUGAUUUGGCGGAUACCUUGGAGGGCUUCGUUGAUGACAGAUACCUUGGUGUCUCGGAUUUUCAUGAUCUUAUCCUGCGUCCUGACGUACUUUCCGGAUGCCCAGUAGUUAAAUGGUAGCACGACGGCCCAUGAAAUUAAACCAGCAAGGAAGGGGACCCAACCAAUCAGCUUAACAAUGUAGAUGGAGUACAUUACCAGCUUCAUGACGCUCUGGAUGAUUUGGAAUUGCCAGGAGAGGAAGUCAGCAAUGCGUCGGGCGUCUACACCAAUGAGAUUGACGAUUGCCUGUUUAGAGUUGAGAGUUGCCGCAGGAUCUUCAUCGUCGUCAUGUUCCUCAUCAACGUUGGCUUCUGUUUUCUCGGCAGUUUUGACAUUCUUUCGUCGAAGCGACUUUUCGUAGACCAGGGUUGACAGUUGCGCGGAAAUCGGGAUCGACAAGCCAGUGAUGGUGUACCAGUUGAGCAAACCUUCGAGCCACUACAAAUGAGUUAGCAUGAGACAAACUGUUUCUUAGCGGUGUAUAUGGGUGAAGUAGCAUACCUGUUGCAACAAAGACACGGCACCCAUACCGAUUACAAGAGGUGCUAGGGUGCGUAAACUGCGUUCUUCGUAUCUUUCCGUUUCGAGGAUAUGCAGGAGUGUCUGCAUGAGGGCAAAAGGGGCGAGCGACAGAGCGACCUUGAGCAAGGCAAGGCCAUACUGGAAAGCCAUCUCGAAGGAGUAAGCGCGGAGAAUGCGCCAGAGCAAAGUGCCUUCAUAGGUGAGCGAGUUCCACAUCUCAACAAGGCGGGCAGAACGGGCAUAGGCGGCAGGACGGGGAAUGUCCUUUUGCUCCAAGUCACCCUUCUUACUGCCGAGCUGGAUAAGAUCCCAGCUCCAGGCCCAUGUAUAACGACUUAGCAGAGUAGCUCCGUACUCGUUGUCGACUCUCUCCCCAUUGUAUUCUACACGAGGGCGUCGGGGAAUGCAAAGCGCGGCAAUGGUGAGAAGACCUCCGGCAACAGCGGCGAUUGUGAGAAGCGUGAAAGCAACAUCGUGGCGGAAUGCCUUGGCAUCAGACAGAUGGUAUACUUGGAAUGUCGUGACGAUGGUGUUGAUGAACGAAGCGCCGGCUGCCCAACCUCCAAGGGUAUGGGACUCAAUAGAGUUGUGGUGAGCGGCUAAGCAGAGAACCUGGAUGAAGAUAAUAGCCUGGAUUGAAAGUCAAAUUAGUUACAGAUUCAAACAUCUACCCCAUCAACUUCGG